AUGGACCUCGACGCCACCAAACACGACAAGAAGGACGUCAAGUGUUACAACUAUGGGAAGAACGGUCACUACAAAGGGGAGUACUGUUCUCCACAAAAGAACAACAACCAGUGGCAAAAGGUACCAGAACCCCAGCGGCAGACUGCCGCCACAACACGCUCGGGAUACAACAACGAGCGGGAGGUCAGCAUGAUGGCCAGGGCCAGCGCUUCCUAA
This is a messenger RNA of Anthostomella pinea, 216 nucleotides long. The record is from the annotation of a GenBank genome assembly. NCBI's taxonomy places the organism in Eukaryota, Fungi, Ascomycota, Sordariomycetes, Xylariales, Xylariaceae.